Messenger RNA from Plutella xylostella (diamondback moth), 2258 nucleotides. RefSeq names its product Annexin IX (gene AnnIX). Gene Ontology annotation, cellular component: cytoplasm; vesicle membrane; plasma membrane. The record is from RefSeq and is a predicted model, not a curated record. Gene Ontology annotation, biological process: endosome transport via multivesicular body sorting pathway. Lineage: Eukaryota; Metazoa; Arthropoda; Insecta; Lepidoptera; Plutellidae. Gene Ontology annotation, molecular function: calcium-dependent phospholipid binding; phosphatidylserine binding; calcium ion binding.
GCGACCCGCGCGAGCGAGACGGAGGGAACAAACAUCGACUGAGUUCCCCAACAUUCGCUGUUUAUUUCAGAGUGUGUAGCUUUGCAGUUUGGGUGUGUCUCUCGUGAAUACUACAAAAACAAACAAAAUGAGCGGACAACAGUACUACCCGUACAAGUGCACGCCCACGGUGUACCCCGCCGAGCCCUUCGAGCCGGCCGCGGACGCCGAGACUCUCCGGAAGGCCAUGAAGGGCUUCGGCACGGAUGAGAAGGCCAUCAUCGACGUGCUGUGCCGCCGCGGCAUCGUGCAGCGCCUCGAGAUCGCUGAGACCUUCAAGACCAACUAUGGCAAGGACCUGAUCAGCGAGCUGAAGAGCGAGCUCGGCGGCAACUUGGAGAACGUGAUCAUCGCCCUGAUGACCCCCCUUCCGCACUUCUACGCCAAGGAGCUGCACGAGGCAGUGGCGGGGGUGGGCACCGACGAGGAGGCCAUCAUCGAGAUCCUCUGCACGCUGUCCAACUACGGCAUCAGGACUAUCUCGGCGUUCUAUGAGCAGUUAUACGGCAAGAGCCUCGAAUCCGACCUGAAGGGCGACACCUCCGGGCACUUCAAGCGUCUCUGCGUGUCCCUGUGCAUGGCCAACCGGGACGAGAACCAGGGCGUGGACGAGGCGGCGGCGCGCGCGGACGCGGAGAACUUGGCCGCCGCCGGGGAGGGGCAGUGGGGCACCGACGAGAGCGUGUUCAACUCCAUCCUCGUCACGCGCUCCUACCAGCAGCUGAGACAGAUCUUCUCUGAGUACGAGGCUAUCUCCGGCAAGGACAUCGAGGAGACCAUCAAGAAGGAGUUCUCGGGCAGCAUCGAGAAGGGCAUGCUCGCUAUUGUAAAAUGCGUGAAGAGCAAAGUGGGCUUCUUCGCCGAGCGCCUGUACUACUCCAUGAAGGGAAUGGGGACCAACGACAAGACCCUCAUCAGGAUCGUGGUGAGCCGGUCCGAGAUCGACCUCGGGGACAUCAAGCAGGCCUUCAUGGAGAAGUACGGCAAGCCGCUGGAACAGUGGAUCGCUGGAGAUACGUCCGGGGAUUACAAGAAGGCUCUCUUGACCGUUAUAGAGUAGACACGGCCCGCGUCGACAAACUAUCCUCCGAUUUUCCACUAAAUUUAAGUUACUGUCAAUUAUUCCUAGGUUGACUAAGUCAUCACAAUCUACAUAAGCGGGUGUAAAAUUCCUAAAUGAUCUGUAUAUUUUGCUAUUGUUUUACAUUUUUCAUUCGUCACGUAUAACAGUUUCUUUGCACUCACUAUUUAGUUUAACAGCUUCUGUUGCAUGUCGUUGAUUGGUGGUUGAGCGAGAGCCAGUCUUACAGGCAUUUCAUUGAGUUGAACUUUUUACAGGACGAGAUUGAUGGAAAACUCGGCUAUCUCCUUUCUACAAUGUCUUACUAAAUGCAGCGUCGAAUUUAACGAGUGAAUUAACAGUAUUAUAACAGCCAUUUACUGUAACAAGUGUAGUGUAAAGAAAAAAAAUGUUCAGUCACAAUAUUUUACUCUUAUACACGUGACAUUUACAUUGUGCAUUUGAUAUCGAAUACUUAUUAAUUUUAUUUAGAUUUUAAUGUAACCAUGUAAUCUCGAGUUUAACUUGAAAAUCUCUUGCAAUCUCGCUACUAGCUUGCAUGUUGUGUGAGUGACUUUUUUGAAUUUUAUCAAUAUUUUAUGGGCCAGUUUCAUUUUUGUUUUGUUUUUUGUUUUACUGAGUGGUAACACUAUUGCAGUUGUUUUUUCGAAAUUGUUUCCAGGAUGACCUAGAUGGUGACUUCAGGAAUGUGCUAGUCACACUUUGUGCUUAAAUCCUGCUGCAUAACUUAGAUUUUAUUUUAGAGUAUCUACUUAUUAUUUUUGUAUGAAUUUUAUUCGAUUGUAAGCUUUGCAUGUUACCCGUUGUUAUUCCAAAUUGGACCCUAUUACAAGAUACAAUGUAAUAAUUUGCAGGACGAUACAAAGGGAGACUACAAACGAGUGUUACUCACUAUUGUUUCAUAAGAAAGAGCAUAAUAUAAUAUACAUAAAUAAGACUUAAUGAAGUGAAUAUUAUACAAAUACCGUUGCCUUGCUAUGCAAAGCCGUUCCGAUCUGAUACUGCCUUUUAAAUGUAUAACUGUUGAUGUUUUAGAAAUUAAAGCUUUUGAUAUUUUUGUGAAAAAGAUAUAUUUAUUGGUGCUGAAGUUUCGUUUACAAUAUAUUUACAUUACUUAUAAUUAAAUUAUCUACCGGUU